This is a messenger RNA of Botrytis porri, 2688 nucleotides long. RefSeq lists its product as uncharacterized. The record is from RefSeq and is a predicted model, not a curated record. The transcript has 3 exons. Lineage: Eukaryota; Fungi; Ascomycota; Leotiomycetes; Helotiales; Sclerotiniaceae. The coding region runs from base 1 to 2688 and encodes 895 amino acids.
AUGAAGUCGUUUGUUUGUUUCUCAGUCAUUCUUUUGGCACGUUCUGUUGUAUCGGAGAAUAUUCCUUUUUGUGCCCCAGCUCAAGUAAAAUAUUGUGUGUUGGACGAUUGUCUGCAAUCAUUAACCAAUCAAACCACCUGGGGGCCUCAGUUCUGUGGCAAUUACUUAGGAAAUGACAGCAUCAGUGUUCCCGAUUAUGUCCCUGCUACAGCUCCAGCAUCUCGUAUCUCAUCUGCAUGUUCUUGUUUGAUUCAGGCCCAGCCUACCGCAAAGCCCACCUCACAGUCGUCAUAUAGUCCAGGCUCUGUUGGCCUUUCAGUCUCUACCAAAACAUCUCCUUCUCUCAAAACAUCUGUUCCAACCAUUUCCUCCGCCAUAGUGUCCGCAGUCCCUCUAUCUUCCCCAGCCACGCCGGAGUCAGGGAAAGAUGAUACUACCUCGAUCAUAUACUCUCUCUCCACUUAUACCACCCAGCUGAGUGGAAAAAUAGUAACAAAGACCCAGUCUGUGGUCGAUUCUACCACGGUUUAUCCUGUCACCCAUGAGAUAACACAAAGCCCAAGCCCAACAUCAACGGCACCAGUUGGAUAUACCACAUCAACAGUGUAUACCUUAUCGAGUUACACAAACCCAAGUGGUGAAGUUAUUACAAAGACGAUCGUAGACUACACAGUAGUUUGUCCCGUCACCGCCAAAUCCACCUCAACUUCCCAAGUAUUGGGAGGAUUGGUAAGUGAGCACACAACUUCACAUGAAAUAUCCACGAUUUACAAAGUUUCGACAUACACGACACUUGGACAGACAAUCACAAAUACUUUGGUAGAUUAUUCAACCGUUCAUUCUACCACAAGGGCAUUGUCUCCAGGUACAACUCCUACUCCCAAGUCGAUUGUUGGAUACACAACAUCAAUAGUCUAUUCUCUCUCUACUAGAACAUACACGUCCAGCGAAAAGACUUUCACGGUAACAGAUACCGUGGUCGAUUAUACGACUUUUUGCCCCAUCACAGGAAAGUCUACCCCUACAUCGGAACCCACAGUUCAAUAUACGACCUCAACAGUCUAUUCUCUUUCAACCAGCACGUAUAUUAGUAGCGGGAAAGCUUUUACUGUGACUAACACUGUGGUUGAUUAUACAACUGUUUGCCCUGUCACCCAGUUAGCAUCUUCAACCCAGGGCGCGUCAUCACUCACUAGGUCCCCUUCGGUCUCGCCCACUGGGAGUGUAAGUUCGAUUUCAGCUUCCGAUAGUUCGAUUAUUCCCUCAUCCGUAUCUGUUUCAGUAUCAGCUUCCAGCAGCUCAAUCGCAGUCCAGUCAACAAAAUCGAGGUCGCGCCAUUCCCGAACAAAGUGUAUGAAGGCUACCCACUCUACACAAAGCUAUCCAUUCGGAAAAUCCACGUCUUUACACCAACCCACUGGAACUGAAAACUCGGAUCCUGCUUCUAUAUCAAGAACUGCAUACUCAUCAUCGGUUAGGUAUCCAAUGAGUAACUCCACAAUAUCAGACCUUCCUCAAGGAACUGCAUCUUCGACUGCUCAUCAAGUGACAGACUCCACCCGAUUGCAAUUUCCGUCAGGAACUGGAUACUCAGUAUCUCCUAAAGUUGAUUUAAUGCCAAAUUCGACAAGCUCUUAUGUUCCGUCAGCAAGUGGUUACCCGGCUACAGCGAGUUCCACAACCACGGAAGUUCUUCGUACCAGCACAUCCAGUGUAGAAAUUAAUAGCAAUACUUCGGAAUUACCAAAGACUACUGAGAUUCAUACUAUAAGUUCUCCAUCUACAACAACGAGUCCUGCAAUUCCUUCUGUGACUGCAUUUUGUAGCACAGACGCGGCGGCUUUAGUAUUUGCAGCAGCUGGUACACCAGUAACAUCUUACUGUAGCAGUCUACUCUCCAUCCUGCCGACUUACGCUGAUGAACAAUACAUCUUCGUCACAAUAACCACUUUGAUAUCAACCACAACCACCGUCAGCCCCGCAGCCGUCACCGUUUUCAAGAGAACCACAAAAACUGACUCAUAUCCAUUCACAUCAACAUAUGAUUUGGUUCAACAGUCAUCAGCCUGCAGCUGUCUCUCAAUCCAACCAGCCGUGAUCGCCGAGACUGUAACAAUAACAGUUCCCGCAACAUCCUUGGUCGUUGUCUCAACUACAAUUCCAGCUUGCACUCCGUCACCCACCCAAGUAGUUGUCAAUGGUGGCUUUGAAACCGCAACACCGGGAUCUAAUCAGUCGCCUUGGGUUCUUAGCAGUCUGUCUUAUGUAAGGUCUAAUGUUAAUGAUGCAUUCCAGUCAUAUGCUGGUGAUGGAUUUGCUGUCCUCAUUGGUCAAAGAGCAACCACAACCACCAUGUCCCAACAAAUCGAUACCCUCAUCCCCGGCCAAUCCUACACUCUUAGCUAUUACAUGGCAGUCAUGGGCAUUAUCACCUUGCCCACAGCUUCUUGUGCACUCUCUGCUUCGGUCGGUGGAAUAGUCGUCGAUACACAGACGAUUACGUACUCGAAUAUAGCGAGUUAUAGAAAUGGUUACUCGCGACGUUCGGUAGCGGUCGUUCCGAUAACUCAGUCGGCGCAGUUGAGAAUUACUUGGCAGUGUAAUACGCAGGUUACUAUUAAUGCGGAUCUUUUGCUGGAUGAUUUUUCGAUGGUUGGGCAGGGGAGGAGUUGUGGUGUGCCUGCUUAG